UAGUCAAAUUCAAUUUAGCUUAGCCCAACAGUCCCAACCCAACAGAGUAUAUUUUAAAAAAGUACCUUGCUUGGUCAUUAUUUAAUAAAAAAUGGCAUCUCUUGAAGUAGACGAUGAAGCGAUGACGGGGCCUACAAGUUCCAAGAAAGAACAGCCUGUUAAAAAACACUGCAAUUUACCUUGGAUUGAAAAGUAUAGACCACAAACAUUUCAAGAAAUAGUAGGGAAUGAAGAUACCAUUACAAGACUUUCAGUAUUUUCCAAGCAAGGAAAUUUACCAAAUAUAAUUAUUGCAGGUCCACCUGGAGUGGGAAAAACCACCACAAUUUUAUGCUUGGCAAGAAUUCUAUUAGGACCUGCAUUUAAAGAUGCUGUAUUGGAACUUAAUGCAUCUAAUGAUAGAGGAAUUGAUAUAGUAAGAGAUAAAGUUAAAAGAUUUGCACAACAAAAAGUAACAUUGCCCCCUGGCAGGCACAAAAUCAUAAUACUGGAUGAAGUAGAUAGUAUGACAGAUGGUGCACAACAAGCUCUGAGGAGAACCAUGGAAUUGUACACCAACACAACCAGAUUUGCUCUGGCUUGCAAUUAUAGUGAGAAAGUGAUUGAAGCUAUACAGUCUCGUUGUGCCAUCCUUAGGUAUUCUAGGCUUUCUGAUGCACAAGUUUUAGCAAGAACUUUGCAGAUAUGUGAAAAAGAAAAUGUAAAAUAUACUGAAGAUGGUCUUGAAGCUAUAGUUUUUACAGCUCAAGGUGACAUGAGACAGGCCUUAAACAAUUUGCAAUCCACUCACAAUGGUUUUGGUGAAGUAAAUUCUCAAUCAGUGUUUAAAGUAUGUGAUGAACCUCACCCUAUGUUGAUAAAAGACAUGUUGAAAAAUUGUUCAAAAGGUGAUAUCAGAAAGGCCUAUAAAGUAACAGAGCAUUUGUGGAAUUUGGGUUAUGCAGCAGAGGAUAUAAUAAAGAAUAUCUUCAAGGUCUGCAAAAAUAUGGAUAUGGAAGAGGGGUUAAAAUUAGAAUUUAUAAAGGAAAUUGGCCUGACUCAUCAAAGAAUAGUGGAUGGUCUAUGUUCUCUAAUGCAAAUGUCUGGAUUAUUGGCAAGGUUAUGUAAAGCUGCUAAAGGGGACACCAGGAUGUAGCCAUUUCAACCACUUUUUCACCCAACAAUUAUUAAGCAUUUUUUAAUAAAUAUUUUCAUAUUGUGUUUGAAGUUUUCUUACUGGAUGGACAAAAGUAUGAAAUAGUA
Diabrotica balteata is the source of this 1242-nucleotide messenger RNA. NCBI's taxonomy places the organism in Eukaryota, Metazoa, Arthropoda, Insecta, Coleoptera, Chrysomelidae. The record is from the annotation of a GenBank genome assembly.